AUGAGCAAAGUCUCAUUUCGUGCUCGACAGAUAGAUUUUAACAAGCCGUUACCUAUCCUGAAGCAUGGUUCCGAGUUAUUUCUUGAGAUUAGUGAAAAUGCACUGGUCAAUCGUGGCGUUCCACAGAUUCCCAGCGGGAUGGAAAAGGAAGAGGAAAAUGAACACCACUUUCUCGAAGUUAUCCAGGCUUUGCAACUCCGUGCUGACUCAGAUGUAAAAAUACCCGUACCUGAAAUAAUUGACAAAGAGAAUGAAUACAAAACAGUGUAUCCUGAUGGCUUUUGUCUCCCAAAACAGCUUCUACAUAUCAGGACAAUUGUGUUGUCUGAAGAGGAACCAGUGGAAUAUGAUAUGGAUAGUGAGGAUGAGGAGUGGUUCCAACGAAGUGAUUUGGGUAUCACUCCAGAGAAGUUUGAGUACAUGAUAGAUCGCCUUGAGCGUGGUUGUGGUCAGAAGGUAAUGAAUUUGGAGGAAGCAAAGUAUCUCCUUCAAGACCAUCCAUCACUAGUUAUUGCUGUAUACGAUUAUUGGCUUAACAAGCGUGUUCAAUCUAGACAACCUCUUCUUUAUGCUGUUCGACAAGAGCGCCGAGAUGGUGGUAGUAACACGGACCCAUAUGUGGCCUUCCGAAGGCGAAGUGAGAAGAUGCAAACCCGUAAAAACAGGAAAAGUGAUGAGCAGUCUUAUGAAAAGAUGCUAAUUUUGCGUGAACAGAUGGAUUCCUUGGGGGAGAUCCUCAGUCGACUCGUCAAACGUGAAGCCACGAAGGAAGCUAUAGUCAGUUGUGAUUACAGGUGCUUCCAGUUAAGGUGCAAGUUGUGCGAUUGGGAGGGCUCGGAUCUCCUGGAGGCUGAAAAUUUGGUACGAAAGUAUAACGACAGCGCAGAAAAUGUCCUGACACCAAAGCCCUUAAAGGACAAGAGACGUCCAAACCGCAAGCGGAAAUUGUCCAGAAGAUUUAGUAGUCUUCCAAAUCCUACAAGUUCUGAUGAUGUUUCUGACAAUGAAGAUAAUCAAAGUGAACCUUUCUCUUUUAUCCGGACUCCUGGUUGCCGAUAUCUGAAGCCAAGGCCUUUGGUGGAAGAGUGUUCCAUGUCACCCAACUCUCAUCCUUACUGUCCUCCCCAUUCCUGCUACACAUUGGCGACAAUUCCGUGGCUGUGCCAUACAAAGCAUCCUACGUAUACCGGCUACAUAAGGCGUCGCCUUGGUCGUGGCGGUCGAGUGAUCUGUGAUCGUGUCUCAGCUCCCACUAUGCUAUCUGCUUUCCUUGAAUCUUAUGAUGCCAAUCCACAGUCAACUGGUUUAACCAAUGCAGAUUAUGUAUCUUCGGAAUCCUGCUGGCGACAAUCACAAGCAAAAGAUGUCGCUUUGCUUGAUAGACUGAAGACUUCCAUUUUCAGCUCACAUAAUGGAGUUCCUACUUUUUCCUGGCCUACCUGUAAAAAUAUAACCCCUUCAGUAUCCUUCGAGCCUCUAUGUAGUGGGUCCGGAGGACCUAGACAUUCUCGUCUGUCUCUUCUAUUCUCAUCGAAAGCCGAUGCUCCAAAAACUUCGAGGAAGAAUAUAAAUAAUGUGACCAUUGAUGAGAUUGGUCUGGAUGUGGAACGUGAGUUGACUGGUGUUUCAAAUGAUAGUUUGUUGAUUCAGGAAAAACAUUCUCCUUUGCACUCCGUGAACGACCAACCGUCAAAGAAAUCAGUUAAUACAUCGUCAGUGGUCACGGUUUUAUCUUCCUGA
Molecule: messenger RNA, 1740 nt
Organism: Heterobilharzia americana
Lineage: Eukaryota; Metazoa; Platyhelminthes; Trematoda; Strigeidida; Schistosomatidae
Source: the annotation of a GenBank genome assembly